GCCCGCGCCUGCGUCUGGUACCUCUUGCGUACUGUAACCUUGCGGUUGGGACGUCGACAACGAGGCGCCUGAGCUGCCCGACACUGACGCCGAUGCCGAAGCCCCCCGGAGCAGGCAAGUGUGAGCGAAGCACAACGGCGGCCGGCCGACGUAAACCUGAACAGCCUCUGUGCGUUCGUUCCAUCUUAGGUCGUCCGGACCCUUAUCCUCGCCGACUUCCCCCGUCCUCCACAUCAUCCCGCUCAAACCUGCGAGCCCUCUCUCUCUCUCUCGCCUCGCUUGCUUCACCUUUGAACCAGCAGCGUCGACUCGGACGCUCGAGCGUGGCCUCGCCCUCCCCCAGACAUUGUCUCGACGCCAACACGCUCAAGGGCGGAGUCGUGCCCAGUUCGCGACCCUUGCGCGCUGGCGACACCCAACGGCGGCGCAUCUCACUCACAUCUCAGCUUUGCUGCGUUGGAUUUCCCGGAGAAGUGCAACGCUCACGGGGCCGUCCCUGUUCUGGCCGCACCCGACGCCACGCUUCCUACAAACUGCGCGCUCGCUCGCGCUUUACCUGCUGCCCGGUUCUCGCGCAUCGCGACCAGCACUCGCCGGCACUCGCGCAUUCACCUGCCGCGACUGUCAGCUGCUGUGCGCGCUGCCCGGCUAUAGCAUCUGACAGGAGGAAGACGACCAGCAGCAGUACACGGUGACGAGGACCACAGCGACCGACACCAAAAAGGGCCGGCUCCCUACAGAGUACGAAGUACGAGAACGGACUCAACCCGAGACCCGCCCCGUCCGCUCCCUGUCUGGUCUGUCUGUUACUCGGUGCCACCACCACCGUCCCGGCAGAGCGCCUUGCUGCUGCACCAGCCUUAUUAAGUGUCUGCCCAGUCUGCGACGAGGCACAAUCGCCCCUCACCCUCGUUUGCUCACUCCCCAGGCACAAAUACAGACCGCCAUCCCCACUACCAAAACAGGCGCGACAGACCCCCCCAGCCUAGAGCAUAAUCGCGCGCCAAAAAAAAAAAAAAGGAAGAGGCGGGCUUCCUAAGCACGUCAAGCGCGGACGCCCGUGAUAGCGUCACCACCAAGUUGGGCGUGCCGCCAAUUGCGCAACCGCCAGCCUACUGACAACGUGCGAUAAGCCGUACCUUUACUGUGGUUGCCUUGUUCAUUACAAGUCUUACAAGAAAGGGCUGCGGGCAGCGGCUUUCGCUGUGCCAGUAUCCCCUUCUUUUUUUGGCGUUGUUCACGUCCGGGCUGGUCCCUCUAGACGAGCAAUAAGGCGGCGCUGCAAGGCCGUCUACCGCAACGCCGUGUGACGACUUGACGGCGUGCAAUCCCUCGGCGCAUCGGAUUGAGUUUUAAUGACUGGGAGUGUCUUGUCUCGACUUGUUGAUCAGACCGCGAACCUCGGCCUUGGCAGCAUUGCAAGCGAAACACUAUUGAAUCUUCUGGUGGAAAAAGGCCUGCUGUCUUUGAACAGUAUACAGCCGCGCAACAUAAUCUCUCACUCCAACAAGAAAGCACACUCAUCAGCGGUCUCCGGAACGGCGAGGACGGCCUGUCAUGUCCAGCUUCACAGCCCUCAACGGCGCCUCGCCCAAGGCGGCCGAUGCUUCCACGACCACCAAGCCCAGUGACGGGGCAGAUAAGAGCAGCACGCCUGACGAACGACCUCAGAGCUCCGCCACGCACCGAUCUCGGGCUUCUCCUGAAGUCGUCAACCGCAAGGACGGAUGGAGGGACCAGGAUAGACCUGGUAACCAGCCCACGGGCUAUGCUCAGGCGGAUGGAGCGCACAAGCGCAAGCGUUCAGACUCGGCCGAGCUUCGGCGUGAGCAGCAGGUACAGGAAAGGACGCCGGAUACGGCGACAGCACCAACUACUGGCGAUUCUCGGCAUUCAUACGACUUGCUGAAACGAGAGUACCGGCACUACGACGACGAACGGCGCGAUAAGGACUCGUCUUGGCAGGAUGACAAAGGUUCUUACGAAGGGCAGGCGAACUCAUCUACGCCAACUCAAGGCCAGACAGAAGAGCAGAUUGGCGAGGCAUUGCGGAGAGCGACAAGUCAGAUGGACCACAGCGACUACAGCCAGACCAGCCCCGAUGCCGAGGACCGGUCCAUGGUCUCGUACAGCCCGUACGGGGCAGAGCACGGGCGGGACUCUAUGCUCCAGCACGAUCCCAAGAAGCGCAAGCGAAACUUUAGCAACCGGACAAAAACUGGGUGCCUGACUUGCCGCAAGCGCAAGAAGAAGUGUGACGAGCAGAAACCAGAAUGCAGUAACUGCAUCCGAGGCGGCUUCCUCUGCGCGGGCUACCCGCCGCAGAGAGGCCCCGGCUGGCAAAAGGCGGACAACAAGUCGACGGCGAUACCGCUCGAAUCCAAGGACCCCAGCUACGUGCCACCGGGUGCCUAUGGCAUGCCGCAGCAUGGUGCAUACGGGGCCCAGCCGGUCAAGAGGGAACCCUUGCCGCACUACCGCGGCCAGGCACUGCGGAUAGACCCGCCACAAGGCCGGCCUCUGGUCAUCUCGGACGACGACCGGCCCACUGCAUCAACGCUGGCCAGCGCCUCCGUCACCAGUCCCGAAAACAAACUCUCUGCCAUCCCCUACACGCCGGGCAACGCCUUCCCUACACCCGUCAGCGCAAACACGCAACCGCCGUCGUUUGGAGACAGAAUGGCCAAGGACUAUCAGCGAGUGCCUCCGUUGCACGACCUGAGCCGGAGUGAGCCAGAGACGCCGCACCCGGGCAACUCGCUGCCGCAGAUCAACAUCCUGCAUCCGACACGGACGAGCAGCCCGACGCCGCCGCACCCGCCGCCUCCAGCAUCGAACGCGCAAGUGGCCGCCCAGCUGGCGCUCUCGCACGCCCAGUACCCGCAGAGACGGACGCAGAAGGAGGAGAUGCUCUCUGGGCGUCACUACUACCCGUUCGACAAGGAGUUGUGUCUGGAGCGUGAGCGUUGCGCCGUUGCGUGCUGGCGCUUCAACAACCUGACGACGCCUCCGACGCAUGGCGUCUCGCCCGACGAACGAGCCCGCCUCUUCCUCGAGAUCCUGCAACCUCGUGAUCCCGUGCGGGUUUCUCCCACCGAGGCCUCGCCCGUCACCAACGUGGGCCGCGUGGGCAGACAUGUUGCUGUUGAGACGCCCUUUACGUGCGACUACGGCUACAACAUCACCAUCGGCCACCACGUCGUUAUCGGGCGCAACUGCACUAUCAACGACGUCUGCGAGGUUAAGAUUGGCGACAACUGCGUCAUUGGGCCCAACGUGAGCAUCUUCACAGCUUCUCUCCCCACGGACCCCAAAAAGAGGCAGGGCGGCCAAGGACCUCAGUUUGGCCGGGGCAUCACGAUUGCGCAGGACUGCUGGAUAGGAGGGGGUGCCAUCAUCUUGCCGGGCCGCACCAUCGGAAAGGGCAGCACCGUCGGCGCCGGUUCCAUCGUUACCAAGGUUUGUUGUCAUGCCCUGCCCCCACGCAGCGCAAUGUUAUGGUGUGACCAAUGUAGCUUACGGCCUCUCGCAGGACGUCCCUCCCUUCACCGUCGUAGCUGGUAAUCCAGCACGCGUCCUGCGUGGCAUCGGCAAUGCGCCAUAGCAGCACCCUGGUUCAGUUGGUUGGCGCCGAGGUGGCCGCAUAGUCGGCCACCACAAUGCUCAUCUCGUUUCAUGAUACCCACGAUGCAUGCCCAACGUGUUGAUUUUGUACAAUAAUCUAGCGGACAUUGUUGGUCUGCGACGGCCAUGCGAAGAACGCAAGUCAUUUGCCAAAAGGAUGCAGAGUACCAUGUAUUUCGACGACAGAAAAAGCCGAGCGUCCUUGUUCAUACGCCCACCUGAUAUAUUUUUUUUUCUUUACAUAGUGUUUUCGUUGCUGUCCGGCUCUGGCUUCUGAACGACUCGAAGAAGUCAUUCAUCAGUUGUCUGGGCUGGAUUGAGUCGAAGGACGGCCAAGAGGCUGCCAGGUGUCGGGGAGGGAGGUUUCAUUUUUGUCAUGUUUUUGCGGCGCCGGUCGCCACGAGGCGGCGGGUCCAGACGGAGAGGCAGCGUCGGUAUGAUACCUUUUGUGGCGGAGUCGAUUUUCCGUUCACCGACGGCAAUGAUGUGUGUCCGGGAGGACGGGCGGCGGCGACGGCACGGAUCAUGGAUCAUGGGUACAUGUGAGAAGCGCUGAUGGAUGUGACGAGCAAUGCUAAUGCCGAUUGUGUAACACUGCACUUUGUACGAAGCAUAUGCAUGCGGUGGUAUGUACAUGUGAAAGUAAUAGCAGUUCGAGACGGGGUUGCCCCUUGGGCCGAGGUGGCCGCCCGUCUGUGACUUUGCUUGUGUGCAUGCAGAGAGUAAUAGAGUCUUCUGGC
This is a messenger RNA of Purpureocillium takamizusanense, 4364 nucleotides long. RefSeq lists its product as uncharacterized. NCBI's taxonomy places the organism in Eukaryota, Fungi, Ascomycota, Sordariomycetes, Hypocreales, Ophiocordycipitaceae. The record is from RefSeq and is a predicted model, not a curated record. The transcript is spliced from 2 exons. Gene Ontology annotation, biological process: regulation of DNA-templated transcription. Bases 1558 to 3564 code for a protein of 668 amino acids. Gene Ontology annotation, molecular function: acetyltransferase activity; zinc ion binding; DNA-binding transcription factor activity, RNA polymerase II-specific.